Messenger RNA from Homo sapiens (human), 10736 nucleotides. RefSeq names its product heat shock protein family A (Hsp70) member 4 like (gene HSPA4L). Gene Ontology annotation, cellular component: cytoplasm; nucleus. The transcript has 20 exons. Gene Ontology annotation, molecular function: ATP hydrolysis activity; ATP binding. Lineage: Eukaryota; Metazoa; Chordata; Mammalia; Primates; Hominidae. Bases 265 to 2877 code for a protein of 870 amino acids. The record is from RefSeq and is marked reviewed.
ACAAGGGGAGGGCGCCGGGCUGCACAUGGGCCCCUCGGGGAGGCGAGGCCUGCGGGCGAGCCCUUCUGAGGGCAGGGGGUGAGGGGGCGGCGCCCGCCAGCCAGGACAGCAUCCUGCCGCCGUGACAAGCACGCCUCCGGUUGCCAAAACAACCCAAAAAUGUGCCUCAAAACACGUUCGCAAAGCCCCGGGCCGGCCGGUCGCCUGCCUCUCACCUAGCCCGACCGCCCGACGUCCUACUGCCGAGCGAGGGCGAGCAAGCCAAUGAGUCGCAAUCCCAGCAGCAAUAGCCCAGAAGAGGACACGGUUCCCGUACCGAAGGGUUCAGUACCAGCAGCCCGACCAUCACGCGGCGGGAUGUCUGUGGUUGGCAUUGACCUCGGCUUUCUCAACUGCUACAUUGCUGUCGCGAGAAGUGGCGGCAUCGAGACCAUCGCCAAUGAGUACAGCGACAGGUGUACCCCGGCCUGUAUAUCAUUGGGAUCAAGAACUCGAGCCAUUGGAAAUGCAGCAAAGAGCCAGAUAGUCACGAACGUAAGAAAUACAAUUCAUGGCUUCAAAAAGCUUCAUGGGCGAUCAUUUGAUGAUCCCAUUGUGCAAACUGAAAGGAUCAGGCUUCCCUAUGAACUGCAGAAAAUGCCUAAUGGAAGUGCAGGAGUUAAGGUGCGGUACUUAGAGGAAGAGAGACCUUUUGCAAUUGAGCAAGUUACUGGAAUGCUGUUAGCCAAGCUUAAAGAGACUUCAGAAAAUGCUUUGAAGAAACCAGUGGCUGACUGUGUGAUUUCAAUUCCUAGCUUUUUUACUGAUGCCGAGAGAAGAUCUGUGAUGGCUGCAGCCCAGGUUGCAGGCUUAAAUUGUUUAAGGUUGAUGAAUGAAACUACUGCAGUUGCACUGGCGUAUGGAAUUUAUAAACAGGAUCUUCCCCCAUUAGAUGAGAAACCAAGAAAUGUAGUAUUUAUUGAUAUGGGACAUUCUGCCUAUCAGGUCUUGGUUUGUGCUUUUAACAAAGGAAAACUUAAAGUCUUGGCUACUACCUUUGAUCCAUAUUUGGGUGGCAGGAACUUUGAUGAGGCUUUAGUAGACUACUUCUGUGAUGAGUUCAAGACCAAAUAUAAGAUAAAUGUGAAAGAAAACUCUCGGGCCUUGUUGCGUUUAUAUCAGGAAUGUGAAAAACUAAAGAAGCUAAUGAGUGCAAAUGCAUCAGAUCUUCCAUUGAACAUUGAGUGUUUCAUGAAUGACCUUGAUGUUUCUAGUAAAAUGAACAGGGCUCAAUUUGAACAACUGUGUGCUUCCCUUUUGGCCAGGGUUGAACCACCUUUAAAAGCAGUAAUGGAACAAGCUAACUUACAACGUGAAGACAUUAGUAGUAUAGAAAUUGUAGGAGGAGCAACACGAAUUCCUGCAGUGAAAGAACAAAUCACUAAAUUCUUUCUUAAAGACAUAAGUACCACAUUAAAUGCUGAUGAAGCUGUUGCAAGAGGAUGUGCGUUACAGUGUGCGAUUCUCUCACCAGCAUUUAAAGUGCGUGAAUUUUCCAUAACAGACCUUGUUCCCUAUUCAAUCACAUUAAGGUGGAAGACCUCUUUUGAAGAUGGAAGUGGGGAAUGUGAAGUUUUCUGUAAGAACCAUCCUGCCCCAUUCUCAAAAGUCAUUACUUUCCACAAGAAGGAACCAUUUGAACUAGAAGCAUUUUAUACUAAUUUACAUGAAGUGCCUUAUCCUGAUGCAAGAAUUGGGAGCUUCACUAUUCAGAAUGUUUUUCCACAGUCUGAUGGUGAUAGUUCCAAAGUGAAGGUUAAAGUUCGUGUUAACAUCCAUGGAAUCUUCAGUGUGGCUAGCGCAUCAGUAAUUGAGAAGCAAAAUUUGGAAGGCGAUCACAGUGAUGCUCCAAUGGAGACAGAAACUUCAUUUAAAAAUGAAAACAAAGAUAAUAUGGAUAAAAUGCAGGUUGAUCAAGAAGAAGGGCAUCAAAAAUGUCAUGCUGAACACACUCCAGAAGAGGAAAUUGAUCAUACAGGAGCCAAAACAAAGUCAGCUGUCUCAGACAAACAAGACCGAUUAAAUCAGACACUUAAAAAAGGAAAAGUCAAAAGUAUUGAUCUACCGAUCCAGAGUAGCCUAUGUAGACAACUAGGCCAAGAUCUUCUCAACAGCUACAUUGAAAAUGAGGGGAAGAUGAUCAUGCAAGAUAAGUUAGAGAAAGAAAGAAAUGAUGCUAAGAAUGCCGUUGAAGAAUAUGUAUAUGAUUUUAGAGACAGGCUGGGCACUGUCUAUGAAAAAUUCAUCACUCCAGAAGACUUGAGUAAACUGUCUGCAGUAUUGGAAGACACAGAAAAUUGGCUUUAUGAAGACGGAGAGGACCAACCUAAACAAGUUUAUGUGGAUAAGCUUCAAGAACUAAAGAAAUACGGCCAGCCUAUUCAAAUGAAGUACAUGGAGCAUGAAGAGAGACCAAAAGCCUUAAAUGACUUGGGAAAAAAGAUCCAACUUGUCAUGAAAGUGAUAGAAGCUUAUAGAAACAAGGAUGAAAGAUAUGAUCAUCUGGAUCCUACUGAAAUGGAAAAGGUUGAAAAAUGUAUCAGUGAUGCCAUGAGUUGGCUGAAUAGUAAGAUGAAUGCACAGAACAAACUAAGUCUCACUCAAGAUCCUGUGGUAAAAGUUUCAGAAAUAGUAGCAAAGUCAAAGGAACUGGAUAAUUUCUGUAACCCCAUCAUUUACAAGCCCAAACCAAAAGCAGAAGUUCCUGAAGACAAACCAAAAGCUAAUAGUGAACACAAUGGCCCAAUGGAUGGACAGAGUGGAACUGAAACUAAAUCAGAUUCAACAAAAGACAGCUCACAGCAUACUAAAUCCUCUGGAGAGAUGGAAGUGGACUAAGUCUUAAUUUUACCUUCACAUUAAUUCAAACCGUGCAAGUAACCACGGGGUCCAUCUUUUACAUCUGGUACACACAACAGACGCUCAGUUGUUCUUAACCACUUUUGUCAUUUGUUUUUUGGAGUAGUUUUGAAAAGUGUUUUAUAUUGAGUGCACUUCUGUUCAUUUCCAUUGCUGCUUAUAUGCAGUGUUAGCCGAAUUAGAUUUACAAGACAAUCUAAGCUUUCCGGAUAAUUUUAUAUAUCAAACAUACAGGAUGGAUACAUAGUUGGCAACAGUCUACCUUAUUUAAAGCUUCUACUGGGAUAAACCUCAAUUCCUUUAUUCAGGAAAGGAUACUUUAUUGCAUUAUUGUUGCAGAAGCAUAGAUUUAAUUGCAUCUUUAUUUUGAAAAACAAAUGAAAAUUGAUGGGGUUUAAAGCUACAGAGGCACUGACCUUUUUCUAGUUAUUGUAUUGCUACAAUUUAAAUAUUAAAACAAAUAAGAGCUUUCUCAACAAAUUAGUCCAUCUCAUUGAUGUACCACAGAAAUCCAAAGCUUUGCUGUCAUCACAUAAAUGAAUUAAAUCACAUGUGAAAGGGAACACACCCAAUUUUAUGUUAAGGUGAAACCAGCAGUUUGCUUCUUUUAUUAGUAAUGUGGAUUGAUGUUUUCUCAGAGUAACUCGUUGUCUUUUCGCUUGAAAUUUUUGAUCUUGUCCUGAAGACUAGCUGCUGCUAAAACAAUGCUAGCCUAAAGAUACAGGAGUCUCUGACAAAAUGACUUUCAUGUUAAGGGGAAAUGCUGUUUAUCUACUCAGACAUGCAUCUGUGAUGUUCAUAGCCUUGUUUCAGUUAUAAUAGUUGUCUUGUUUUUUUCUUAAUUGAUUUUGUUAAUAAUACCUUAACACAGGGUAGGAAGAAGUGGCACAGUGUAUUGCAUUAUAUACAUUUAUCAUUGAUUUACCUAAUGUUACCUUGUAGAUUAAACACUAUUAAGUGGUAAUACUUGAAAAGGAGCACUUAUACCAUAAGUCUUAGGAAAUAAUGUUUGUAAUAAACUUAACUAUGUUACAUAUCAACAGGCAAAAAUAUAGAAUGUUACAUAGUGUUGUGUGAUUAAAUUAUAGUUCCUGCUGUUAACAUUACCUUUUGAAACCUUGGCUCCAGUUUUGGUGCUUCUUAUACAAAUUAAAUGCGAAAAGGGACUGUAAACUUAAGAUGUAUUUUAAGGACUUUAUCUGUGCUUCAUCACCCAACUUGUUCACAUUGUUAAUUUCUGUCCAGAGACCUGAAACUGCUUAAGUAUGGGAACAGACUGAAAUGGUGUUUCAACCUGCAAGAGACAGAAGCAUAGACAAGUAUAUGAGCCCUUAUGUCCUUAAUGCCAAUCAACUAGAUUGACCUAGGUUAAAAUUUCAAAAGGCUCAUUUUCUCCCAAAGCUAAAUCUUUAUAUUAGGAACAAUUAAAUAUUGACUUAAGUUGUAAAAAUUGAGAGUACAAUAUCUUUAGGGAUAGUCAUUAUUUCUCACAACUAGUUCUCUACGAGAGAUUUUGUUUCUACAAUGUAGUCAGCACUUAAUGGAGAGUAUGGAGUAGUGCAUUUUGCAGGGAUUUUUAUUCCGUCUUUUGAGGGGAAGAAUCUCUUUUUUGCAUUAAAAAAUCAUAUAAACUUAAUAUAUUUUUAAACUCUCCUAGUCUUUAAACUUUCUCUUAAUUCUCUUAAAAUGAAAUAGGUAUAUCCAAUAGGUGAUGAAAUACAUUUUUUACAAACAUAGAUGCUUUUUAUUUGUAUGUUGAAUGUACAGAUUCAUUUCAAGAAAAGCAUGAAGAUAAUGAAAGCAAAUAUGUAACAAUACAAGUAGGGACUUUAGAGCUUCUAUUUGGGUUAAAACAUCCACUCACUUGGUUAGGAGCUAUGCCUCAGAAACUUCCUGGGAGUAAAUAUGGGAACAACUUUUCUAUUAAUACAUCUAAAUUUUCUAGUAUAUCCUGACAUUUUCCAUUCCUGCUCUGAAGUCACUUUUAGUUUUGUGUUUUAGUCAGAUAGUACCACUAAUUUUUGUAAUUAUAUAACACUUCAUUUAAUAACUUAUAUACAUCCAAAUAUAUAUACUUUUUCUACCCAAUUAUUCAACUUAAAAGAUUUCAAAAACGAUUUAGCCUUAUAAUGUAUUUAUUUAUUUAAUUCAUUAAUGAAAGAGAGUGCUCUCUUUAAUGCAGCUUUGGGUAGACAGUCUAAUUCAGUCCAAUUUUAAUCUGCAUUAAAAUAUGCAAUGCUAGACAAAGAUUUUCAAAAUAAAAAGCUAUUAUUUCAGAAAUUAUUUUAAAAGAUGCAUAGUAAAACAGUGUUUUCCUAUGGUAAGCAAAUAAGAAUGAAGUUUGUAGGGAAUAUUUGGAAUGAUUAAUAUAAAUUAGUAUACUUUGGCUCUGUGGAAAAGUGUAAAUUGUGGUUUUAGAAACCAACUCUUGAUAGUUGUACUGUGAUUAUAAAAAACAAUUGUUAAAUAAUAUAAUGGAAGUUUGUGAUAAUUCCUUAGCAGUAAUGUAAAAUUAUUAAGUUUUGGCCAGGCGCUGUGGCUCACGCCUGUAAUCCUAGCACUUUGGGAGGCCAAGGCAGGCAGAUCACCUGAGGUCAGGAGUUCAAGACCAGCCUGGCCAACAUGGUGAAACCCUGUCUCUACUAAAAAUACAAAAAAGUAGCCGGGCGUGGUGGCAUGUCCCUGUAAUCUCAGCUACCCGGGAGGCUCAGGCAGGAGAAUCGCUGGAACCCAGGAGGCAGAGGCUGCCGUUAGCUGAGAUCGUGCUCCUGCACUCCAGCCUGGGCAACAGAACAAGACUCCGUCUCAAAAAAAAAACAAAAAUUCUUCCAAAAAACUAGAAAGAGCACAGCAAAGAAUUUGGCUAUUGAAAUAACAGAUAAACUUGAUUUUGAAAAGGAUAACAAGGCUGGGCACAGUGACUCACACCUGUAAUCCUAGCACUUUGAGAGGCUAAGAAGGGAGGAUCACUUGAACCCAGGAGUUCAAGACCAGCCUGAGAAACAUAGUGAGACCCUGUCUCUAAAAAAAUAAAAACUUAGCAAGGCAUGGUGGUGCACACCUGUAGUCCUAGCUACUCAGGAGGCUGAGGUGGAGGAUCACUUAAGCCUGAGAGGUCAAGGUUGCAAUGAGCCAUAAUCAUACCACUGCACUCCAGCCUGGGCAACAGAGUGAGGCCCUGUCUCAAACACAUAAAAGGCAGUGGCCCACGCCUGUAAUCCCAGCACUUUGGGAGGCCAAGGCGGGCAGAUCACGAGGUCAGGAGAUCAAGACCAUCCUGGCUAACACGGUGAAACCCCGUCUCUACUAAAAAUACAAAAAAUUAGCUGGGCAUGGUGGCGGGCGCCGGUAGUCCCAGCUACUCAGGAGGCUGAGGCAGGAGAAUGGUGUGAACCCAGGAGGCGGAGGUUGCAGUGAGCCGAGAUCGCGCCACUGCACUCCAGCCUGGGCAACAGAGCAAGACUCCAUCUCAAAAACAAAACAAAACAAAAACAUAAAAGGAAAACAAGACAUUUACUAAGAAGAGCUAAAGGAAAGAAUUAAAGGUUUCUUAUGCUUUUUUGGGGGGGGGUGUCAAUUUUUAGUAUAUUAAGAGCUAAAAGAAGUAAAGGUUUCUUAGACUUUUUUUGGGAGGGAGGCGUCAAUUUUUAGUAUAUUUGUGAUUAAUUCCAUGAUAGAAGUCUUUAAAGAGAAUUUUGGGGCUCAAUAAUUUAACAUAAUGUCAGUGUUAAAGCACUUAAUCCAAAUUAGCCCAUCUUUAACUGUUUUGAAAAAUCUAUAUUUAUUAAAGGUAGUAGACAUUUGAAUAUAGUAAUCAAAUUAACUGAUUUUGUUUUCACCCUAAAUACAUACAACCAUUCCUCCACUUUCAUAAAUUUGACAAAUAAUAAGCCUCUCCCAUUAGGAUUUUCUGUUUUAUAGUAAAUAGUUGGUAUUUGGUAGUCCACAAUUAAAGUCAUUGCAUUAAUUUUACAAAUUAUAGAUUUAGAAAUGAUUCUUAAGUUAUUGGUAAAAUAUAACUUUCUCAGUUUUUAAAAGUUUACAAAAUUUUUUUUUUUGUUUUGAGACAGAGUAUGGCUUUGUUACCCAGGCUGGAUUGCAAUGGGGUGAUCUAGGCUCACUGCAGCCUCCACCACCUGAGUUCAAGCGAUUUUUCUGCCUCAACCUCUCCUGAGUAGCUGGGACUACAGGUGCAUGACACCACACCCAGCUAAUUUUUGUAUUUUUAUAGAGAUGGAGUUUUGCCAUGUUGGCCAGCCUGGUCUUGAACUCUUGAACUCCUGACCUCAGGUAAUCCACCCACCUCAGACUCCCAAAGUGCUGGGAUUACAGGCGUGAGCCACCAUACCCGGCCAAAAAUUUUUGCUUUUAAAGUUAAUGUUAUUUUGUGGUUAAACUUCUAAAGUUUUGAACUGUAAGCAGAAUUUUGUUUUGUGAUAUUUUAUUGUAUAAACUGUUAAUGAGAGGCACAGCUAAUUGUACAUAUCAAUAUACAUUUAAAAUCUGGUAACACUGGUUAAAUAGCCCUUGAUGACUUUUCAUGUGGCAUGAGAGGGAUAUGCUUAUAAAGCUUAAUUCUGAUAUUAUCCUCUUACUACCUACAGUAUGUUUUGCAAAAAUCAGUCCACUUAGCAAACUAAUCUUUGUAAAGCAGUCAGUUUCAGAAGAUACUUUUUAUCAAAAAAGAUGGCAGGUUUAACAUUAUACCUUUUGGUUUUUGCCCAACAUUUGAUUUAAUCUAAAGCAAGAAUAUAAAAUAAUUUUAAGAAGCAUAUAAUUUCUUUUGAUAAAAAGUAACAAAAAUUUAAUGCAGAUCAAAGACCAAGGCUUGUAACCAAAACAAGCAAAAAGAAACUUUAGCUGUUUAACUAUCACCUCUCUAAUUUAAAAUGCAUGAAAAUUAAUACUUUGUUUUUGUUUUUUUUUUGGAAACAGUCUCACUCUGUCACCCAGGCUGGAGGGCACAAUCUCUGCUCACUGCAACCUCCACCUCCUGGGCUCAAGCCUCAAGCAAUUCUCCUGCCUCAGCCUCCCAAGUAGCUGGGAUUACAGGAACCCACCACCACGCCCAGCUAAUUUUUGUAUUUUUAGUAGAUGGGGUUUCAUCAUGUUGGCCAGGCUGGUUUUGAACUCCUGACUUCAAAUGAUCCACCCACAUCCACCUGCCAGAGUGCUGAGAUUACAGGCGUGAGCCACCGCACCUGGCCAAUGUUCUUUUAUAUACUCAUGUUUUCUAACAAAACAGCUUUGGAUUUAUAAUGCUGCCAGAUGUCAUUACAAUUUUUUUUCUAAAUUCAAAGGUAAUUAUUCUAAACAAUAAAAGGGCACCUGGAAUUUUCAGAACAUUAAAAAACUGAAACCACUUAGAAGAAAAGAAGAAACCUAAAUGUCUGUGGAAGUGAUCAGUAUUAAGUGGGUGAUGGCUCUUUCAUCUUCCUUAUCCCUAAAGAUACUUCCAACAUAUUGUUAGAGUAAGUAUUAAAAGAAAAAGUAGGUUUGCUGAAAAACAUUACUAAAUGACUUGGAGCUCUCCAGUCAAAGAAACAAAGCUAAUUGAAAUAAUGUACAUUUGGUUCAGUCUGUCAGGCAAGUACAAAUCCAUAACAAAAAAAAUUAAUAGUAUGCUCUUUGCUUUGGAAUCUCUAAUUUACGGUCAUGCCCUAAGUCACAGGAUGAUUAUUAGGGAAAUGUCAUUGACACCUGAAAAUUACCUAUCCUGUAAAAAGACUGGUGAAAUUCAACAUGUUUUAAAUAAUUUAAUUGCAUUAUAGCAUAUAAACUAUAAAUGAAAAUGAUCUUUGUCUUUCCUUUAUCUUGCUUUAUCCUCUUAUCCAAUUCUAGACUCUUAAAUAAUCACUGUAUUUUUCUCAAGUAUUUGUUAUUUUUUAUUAUCCUUUAGAUCUUUUUGUUCAUGGCUCUUUAAAAAUAGUUUUACUGAUAAUCCAAUCACUUGGAUAGUUAAUUUUAUUACUUUUUGUUUCCUUUUUAAUAUUUAUUCUUCCCGUUAAGGGUUUUUUGGCUAUAAAUUCGUACUUGAUAAGCUAUGUUAUUUCUUUGUGUAAUUUAAUAGUAGCAUUCUGGAGUAGAUUCUUUUUUUGUAUUCUGGCCUUGGAAUACUUUAAUUCCGGACCAAAAGAGGUCAAUUUUGUGAGUAUUGCCUAUUAAGUAAACAACAUCCCUCAUUUUUAAUCCAAAUAUCAAUUUGACAGAAUAACAAGGGUCAGAAAUUCAAAAUAGCUGUUAGACACCUUUGAUUCUUUGCUGCUCUCUGGUUAUGUAUGUGUGUUGUGCAUCUUCCUUGUUGUUUUAGAGUUUCCUAAAUUUUUUGCUUCUGGGGACUUGAGUAUUUUUAAAUGUUCUUAAAAUUAUAUGAAUCUACCCAGAAUGUAGAUGUCAAAAUGUAAUUAGAGGCCCCGUGCAGUGGCUCACGCCUGUAAUCCCAGCACUUUGGGAGGCCGAGGCAGGUGGAUCGCCUGAGCUCAGGAGUUCAAGACCAGCCUGGGCAACAUGGCAAAACCCCGUCUCUACUAAAAAUACAAAAAAUUAGCUGGGUGUGGUGGUGUGUGCCUGUAGUCCCAGCUACUCGGGAGGCUGAGGCAGGAGAAUCGCUUGAACCCUGGCGAAACCCCAUUUCUAAAAUAGAAAAAUUUAGCCGGGUGUGGUGGUGUGUGCCUAUAGUCCCAGCUAUUCGGGAGGCUGAGGCAAGAGAAUUGCUUGAACCCGGGAGGUGGAGGUCGCAGUGAGCUGAGAUCCUGCCACUGCACUCCAACCUGGGGGUAACAGAGCGAGACUCUGUCUCAAAAAAAAAAAAAAGUGUAAUUAGAAAUGGAAAUCUAGGUAAAGGAAGCUUUAAAAUGUUGUAUUUUUUCCCUGAAAUAAACUUUUAUGAUUUAAUGUCUUGGAAAAAGACUCACAUGAAAAGUGGCUUUUAUAUUUGGUAGGAUAAAGCCAUUGUCCUUUAAUACCAUAGCAAAUAGAAGCAAUUUUUAAUGAGGUUACUGAAUUGUUUAGUAUUCCUAAUAUGGCAUCCAGGUCAUCUUUUCUUUUCUCCAACCAUUAUUAAAAUAACUUGACACUUUGGGAGGCCAAGCUGGGCAGAUCACCUGAGGUCAGGAGUUUGAGACCAGCCUGGCCAACAUGGUGAAACCCCAUCUCUACUAAAAAAAAUACAAAAAUUAGCGGGGCCAUGGUGACGUGCACCUGUAAUCCCAGCUACUCGGGAGGCUGAGGUGGGAGAAUAGCUUGAACCUGGGAGGCAGAGGUUGUGGUGAGCCAAGAUCACGCCACUGCACUCCAGCCUGGGUGACAGAGCAAGACUCCAUCUCAAGAAAAAAAUAAAUAAAUAAUAAUUUGUGUAUGUGAUGACUGACUCUAGUCAUUAUGGAAAAUAACUUUUGGCAGUUUAGUUCCUAAUGUUAACAAUUCCUCUUUUUAAGAGAGGUACUACAUUUGAUUUCUCAAUUUCUCAGUUUGUUUUCAAUACAAACAGCAACCACUGAAAUGCAGAAAAUGGUAAUCAAGUGUGAUGUUUCUAUAAAAAUAAUUGAGAUUCACAUGUAAUAGACCCUUUAGCUUUAAUGAGCAGACAUGAGAAUGGUUUAUGAUCUUAAGUUGGUAACAUAGGAAUAUGUAUUUGUCAAUUUUAGUUCACAAACAUAUCCAUAAGAAUGUUUACACAUGGCAGUAUCAAAGCAUAUAAAAUAUUUUCUAUGUAAGUAAAUUGCAUCUUUAUGCUAGUGAACAAAGUAGCAAUAAAUGUUCAUUUUUGGAUGGCAGUACACAUUGUUAACAAUCGUGUAAUUAUAAUAAAUAUGUCUACCUACUCCUUGAACCAUGAA